GGUGUCGACAACAUUCAGCCGGAAUGAUGGCCUAAAAGCGUCUUCGAAAAAAGAUCUUCAGAGGAAGGUGAACACGUUCCCAUGCUAGAUAAAGACUCUGAUGGAGACUGACCUGAGGCUGGAGUCAACUGUGUGGGUCGAGAAUAAAAGAUACCGGGCAGUCCUGACAGGCUGGCAUUUCAAGUGGACCGAACUAGAUAAGAAGAACCGAGACAAGAAAACGAUUUCAGUGCCUGUGGCAGAGGUGGUCGGAGUGGAGGAGGGUCGGGUGGAGAUCCUGCCCCAGAAGUCAGUGGAGGACACUGACAAAGACUUCACAGUUUUCUACGUGAAGCGCAGCAGCAGUGGGAGCUCCUAUGGAUUACUAUGGAGACUGGGCUGGACCCAGUUCAGCUGCCCCAGUCGGGUGCUCAGAGACCAGUGGACGAAACAUCUCAGAAUGGCUCUCAAAACUCACAGUCCGAUGCGUCCAAACAGGCUGUUGGUGUUUAUCAACCCAUUUGGAGGGAAGAAGAAAGGAAGAAAGAUCUAUCAUUCUCUGGUUGCCCCUCUGUUUGACCUCGCUGGGAUCAGCUCUCAUGUAAUAGUGACUGAGCGGGCCAACCAGGCCAGAGACCACCUCCUGAAGAAAGACCUGACAGGCUUUGACGGUGUGGUGUGUGUGGGUGGGGACGGCAUGUUCAGCGAAAUACUCCACGGUUUGAUUGGGCGGACACAACAAGAGGCCGGCCUUUGUGAGAAUGAUCCCACCGUCACUUUACAGCCUUGUUCGCUUCAUAUUGGCAUCAUCCCUGCAGGUUCUACAGACUGUGUGUGUUAUGCCACAGUGGGAGUGAUCGACCCUGUCACUUCAGCUCUGCAUAUCAUUAUUGGAGACUCUCAGCCUUUGGAUGUGUGUUCAGUCCACCAGGCUUCUGGUCUCGUGGGCUACUCAGUGUCUCUGUUGGGUUACGGCUUCUACGGUGACGUGCUGGCUGAGAGUGAAAAACACCGCUGGAUGGGACCGCUCAGAUAUGACUAUUCAGGCACAAUGGUGUACCUGAGCAACAGAAGCUAUGCAGGCAUAGUUCAGUAUCUACCAGCAGACCCGCUGCUCUCCAGCCCGAGAGAUAGAACACGCUGCCUCUCAGGGUGCAGUGUGUGCUCCAGAAGCACAGAAAGACUUUUCCCCCACUCUUCAGAUUCAGGCUCCUUGUACAGCUCCCACUUCAGCCAGUUCAGUAAUGACUCAGAAGGCGAGUGGGUGAGUGUGGAGGGCAGGUUCAGGUGUGUGUCUCUCACUUGCAUGUCCAGCUCGUGUCCCAAGAGUCCUCUGGGCCUCUCUCCCUCUGCUCACCUGGCGGACGGAACAGGGGACCUCAUCCUGGUAUGGGACACUCACCCGCUGGGAUUCCUAAAGUUCCUCUACAGGCACACAAGCACAGAGGAUCAGUUUGACCUGCCUUUUGUGGAGGUCCACCGCGUGAAAGCCGUCCGCUUCUCUCUUCCCCCCGGCAAAGAGGAGGAAGCAUAUGAAGAGAUCGGAGGGUCGGUUGGUGGGAUGGAUGAAGUAGAGAGAGGCUAUGAUGAGACUGUAAGUACGACUGGAUCUCAGCAGUAUCUGGCAGAGAGAGGCACAGGGAGAGAAAUGACUGAUGGGCAGAAAACAGCGAACCCCUUCCUGUGCGGCCUGUGCUGCAGUAAAGCUCCGGCUGUGUCAGUGUGGAACUGUGACGGAGAGAUUCUGGCUUCCACCGAGAUCCUCAGCAGGAUUCAUUGCCAGCUGGUGCGUCUGUAUGCAAGGGGCAUCGAGGACGGAGCAGCCGUGCACAACAACAGCGGAGAAAAUGAAAGGGGAUGCACCCUACACAAAUAGACUCACCUACAUUUUGGAUGAUGAGGGAAAGGUGACAAUGGGAAUGUUUUUAAGGCUCGUUUGUGAAUGUUCUGACACGGCCUUGCAGUCUGUCAUGGCCAAAGAGUUCCUAAUAUUUCAGGUGCAUGUUUUCUCAUUGCAAUAACGAAACAAACUCUUUAUUCUCAAAUGAGUGCGUUUGUUGGAUACUGAUA
Messenger RNA from Cottoperca gobio, 2049 nucleotides. RefSeq names its product ceramide kinase. Gene Ontology annotation, molecular function: ceramide kinase activity. The transcript has 14 exons. The coding region runs from base 101 to 1855 and encodes 584 amino acids. NCBI's taxonomy places the organism in Eukaryota, Metazoa, Chordata, Actinopteri, Perciformes, Bovichtidae. The record is from RefSeq and is a predicted model, not a curated record. Gene Ontology annotation, biological process: ceramide metabolic process; phosphorylation.